Pochonia chlamydosporia 170 is the source of this 234-nucleotide messenger RNA. RefSeq lists its product as hypothetical. The record is from RefSeq and is a predicted model, not a curated record. The transcript is spliced from 2 exons. The coding region runs from base 1 to 234 and encodes 77 amino acids. Lineage: Eukaryota; Fungi; Ascomycota; Sordariomycetes; Hypocreales; Clavicipitaceae. Gene Ontology annotation, biological process: Mo-molybdopterin cofactor biosynthetic process.
AUGUCCUCGACUUCCAACCCUCCUAAGGGUCAUUUCAAGGUGCUCUACUUUGCCGGUGCCAGCUCAUUUACCGGCAGGGACUCUGAGACCUGGCCUGCACCACUACCACUGAGCAAGCUCUUCGCUGAGCUCGAGUCCAAAUACCCUGAUAUUCCUGCUCCUGGCGAUGCCAGUGCACCAGUGAUCCAAGAGUCUGACGAGGUCGCCAUUAUACCUCCAGUCAGCUCUGGUUGA